AUGAGGUUAAAAGUCGGUACCAAACCAAGUAAUCUUCACGAGACCAAGGAAUUUGCUGAAUGGAUUUUAUGGCUUGGUGAUGGUCUACUUGGUGAUCCAAAUGAUGGAGAGGUGGAAAUUGAAAUUCUAGAUGAUAUACUUAUACUCGAUCAAGUCAAUCCUAUAUCUUCAUUGAUCUCAUUCACAUAUCCGGAUAUGCAAAACUUUUUGUUCGAUUCAAAUUAUUUCCAACAAAGAGCCAUUCUUGCACCCACAAAUGAAGUUAUUGAUUCAAUAAAUACAGAACUGUUAAAUAGUAUGGCUGGUGAAGAGAAGAUAUAUCUCAGUUCGGAUACUUUAUGUGAGCCUGAGGAACAAACCGACCUUAACAUGGCAUUGUUUCCUCCAGAUGUGUUAAACAAAUUGCAUCUGUCAGGAUUACCUAACCAUAAAUUGGUUCUCAAAGUUGGAGCUCCGGUAAUGUUACUUUGA
This is a messenger RNA of Helianthus annuus (common sunflower), 471 nucleotides long. RefSeq lists its product as uncharacterized. NCBI's taxonomy places the organism in Eukaryota, Viridiplantae, Streptophyta, Magnoliopsida, Asterales, Asteraceae. The record is from RefSeq and is a predicted model, not a curated record. The transcript has a single exon. Bases 1 to 471 code for a protein of 156 amino acids.